Molecule: messenger RNA, 3009 nt
Organism: Clupea harengus (Atlantic herring)
Lineage: Eukaryota; Metazoa; Chordata; Actinopteri; Clupeiformes; Clupeidae
Product: poly(ADP-ribose) glycohydrolase
Biological process (GO): regulation of DNA repair; ATP generation from poly-ADP-D-ribose; nucleotide-sugar metabolic process
Cellular component (GO): nucleus; cytoplasm
Molecular function (GO): poly(ADP-ribose) glycohydrolase activity
Source: RefSeq, a predicted model, not a curated record
GGGGUCAUAAUGCCACACAAAGCUUUGAGCAUUCAGUUAAUGUAACAGCUGCAUGAUUCUGUCAAGUUUGACCAUAAUACAUUAUUUAUUUUAACGCGCAUUUGAGUACCUAUUCUGACAGGGUCGGUAUUCAAAAGACAACUACACGUUCCCGAGUUGCACAGGGAAGAUGACAGGAUGCUGACUCCAACAUUAGCGAGCUAGCAUGUCAGUUGAAGUUAGCCCGAGACUAUUUUUGAGAACAACAAUAAACGUUUUGUUAAUUGGCCUUACUUCUUAAUUGAACAAUUGAAAAUCAGGAAACCAUCCCGCUACCGAUAUCUUAUGGCUGCUGGUUUUAUGUCAAUUUUACUCAAACGCCUAUGGAAAAAACUUUAUUGGCAGCACUACCCGGCUCCUCACCAACAAUUCACCGCUUCACCGGUCCUUACGAAUCUCACAUUCAUGACUACACUGUCUGGUGUCGCGCCGGUCAGAAAGAGACUGAGGCUUGAGACCACUUCUCCUGAAAGUGUCAACAAAGCAGGUCUUCAGUCCAAAUCGCCCACCACCAUAACAGACGCCGACAAAGGAACCGGGAAAGAAGGUCUCCUUACAAGUGUUGCUGCAAUGGAUAGAGUAGUGAGCAGUGAGGACAGCUCAAAGAAACAUGGCGAGACAGAGAAACCUGUGCGGUCUUGUCCACCUGGUAAGAUGAGUGGGAGGCAGCCUUCAUCACUAGAGCGGACGCAGGGACAAUCCCGGACCCAGGUGGUUCGAGGAGGGAAAAGCUUCCAGCGCCAGAGGCCCAGGAGCUCCCUAGACAAAUGGCUGGUGAAGAGGCCCAACCUGUCCUUGGAGCCCCAGACACAGCCCAGCGUCAUGGACCCCGAAACCCAGAUGGACGCAGACAUGAUGGACCCAGAGAGUCCUGACAUGCUCCCCCUCCGGUCAGCCGCCCAUGCGGAGAGAGAGGAGGUCGACCGGAUCCAGGCACGCUCCCAGAGCACCAGGGAUGCUGCUGUCAGUUCAGCCCAGCCUGUGGAGGCCAAGGCCCAGGCUGAGAGCCUGACUGAUGGGGAUCUUACCCCAGAUGAGCUGGACCAGGCAGGGGAGGACGUCACGAUGGAGACCCAGAGCAGCAUAGAGUCAGUCGGGUCAUGGAUGGGGCCCAAGGGAUGUAAUAAACCAGUGCCCAAAAUCACAGACUUCUUCGGCAAACCUCCGUCAGCGACCCCCUCUACAAGUGCAGGCAGCCUGAGACGGAACCUGCAGGGGGAUGGAGUCAGUGACAGUGGCAGUGAGGGACCAUCAGAGGAGGAUGACGACGACGAUGAUGGGGUCACCUGGCUGGGGAGCCCCAUCUCUGAGAUGAGGAGGACCCCCGCCUGCAGCCUCCCUCUGCCGCCACUGAGAGCCUUGGACGCUCACACCGUCGCCAUCAGGACAGACCUCCUGCAGCCUGGUAGGGUGCCUGUGCCGUAUCCCACCAGGUUCAAAGAUGCCUGGGACGACGUCCAUGUCAAGAUGCCAUGCUCCGAGAAGAACCUCUUUCCAGUAGAGGAUGGAGUUCAGAACAGAUGGGCCCUGAUUGAGAGAACACUAAGUCAGACGUUCUGCAGCUUCCGUGAUGUUAAGGACGCCAUACUGAAGUACAACGCCGCUCACGCCAAAAAAUGGGACUUUACCGCUCUGCACUCGUUUGUGAAGGGUCUGGAGUCGGAUGAGGCUCAGCAGCUGAUGGGGCGUCUCCUGCCUGACAUCGCCCGCUUGGCCCUGAGUGCAGAACAGCUCAUGACGCUGCCGGUGCCCCUCCUGAAGGCGGGCCGGAGCCGCUCCAUCACCCUGUCCCAGCAGCAGGUGGCCUGUCUCCUUGCCAACGCCUUCUUCUGCACCUUCCCCCGACGCAACUCCAGGAAGCCAGAGUACUCCAACUACCCCGACAUCAACUUCUGCAGGUUGUUUGAAGGCUCCUCACCCAGAAAAGUGGAGAAGCUGAAAACUCUCCUCUGUUAUUUCAAACAAGUCACCGAAAACCCGCCUACUGGACUGGUGACAUUCACCCGGCAAAGCCUGAGCCGAUUUCCAGAAUGGGAAAGUUCGGAGAAAAGGUUCACUCGGCUCCACAUCACCUGUGAGGGCACCAUUGAAGACCAGGGCCACGGGAUGCUUCAGGUGGACUUUGCUAACAGGUUUGUGGGAGGUGGUGUGACAGCCUCAGGUCUGGUUCAGGAGGAGAUCCGUUUCCUGAUCAACCCCGAGCUCAUCGUCUCACGACUGUUCACUGAGGCCCUGGAGUCCAACGAGUGCCUCAUCAUCACUGGUACUGAGCAGUACAGUAGGUAUAGAGGCUACGCUGAGACCUACAGAUGGGAUGGAGGUUGCGAUGACCAGACUCCCAGAGACCGGUGGCAGAGAAGGUGCACAGAGAUCGUUGCCAUAGAUGCUCUGAGGUUCCGGAACUUCCUGGAACAGUUCCACCCCGACAGAUUGACCCGAGAGCUCAAUAAGGCCUACUGCGGUUUUGCACGGCCCGGCGUGCCAAGCCAGCACCUGUCAGCGGUUGCCACGGGAAACUGGGGUUGCGGAGUGUUUGGAGGAGACGCGCGUCUUAAAGCUCUGCUGCAGAUGAUGGCAGCUGCUGAGGCGGGGAGAGAUGUGGUCUACUUCACCUUCGGAGACGCAGCACUCAUGAGGGACGUCCACCGCAUGCACACGCUACUCACAGACAGAGAUGUCAGCUUGGGUACGGUGUACACUCUUGUUGAGGAGUACUUCAUCUGCGAGUGUCGUGACUGUCCCGGCCGUUGUCCUGCCGUGGGCCUCUACGCCUUCAUCGCCGAGCGGGUCAUGGGCGACCCCGACAGUGACCUUUCACCCCCCCACACGCAUUGAUCUCUGAUCAAGCUCUCACUCCAGCCUUAACCACCAUUCAAACCUGCUAGCCAAAGCUGUCAGCCGUAGAACACUAGCACUACACACACACACACACACACACACACACACACACACACACACACAGCCAAAAAU